Pungitius pungitius (ninespine stickleback) is the source of this 1840-nucleotide messenger RNA. It is a transcript of the gene sar1ab, whose product is annotated as secretion associated, Ras related GTPase 1Ab. Gene Ontology annotation, molecular function: GTP binding; GTPase activity. The record is from RefSeq and is a predicted model, not a curated record. Lineage: Eukaryota; Metazoa; Chordata; Actinopteri; Perciformes; Gasterosteidae. Gene Ontology annotation, cellular component: endoplasmic reticulum exit site; COPII vesicle coat. Gene Ontology annotation, biological process: endoplasmic reticulum to Golgi vesicle-mediated transport; membrane organization; intracellular protein transport. The coding region runs from base 140 to 736 and encodes 198 amino acids. The transcript has 7 exons.
CCGUCUUUACACAUGCCCGGCGCCUAGUGACGUAUUUCCGGCUAACUGUCAAACCCGUGGGCUACAUGACAGGGGACCGGACAGGUUGGACCGAAAAACCGACUGACGGCUACUUCAUAAGUUCGACAGGCAAAGAGAAAUGUCGUUCAUUUUUGACUGGAUCUACAAGAGCUUCAGCAGUGUCCUGCAACUGUUAGGAUUGUACAAGAAGAGUGGAAAGCUAGUGUUCCUCGGACUAGAUAAUGCUGGAAAAACGACACUCCUGCACAUGCUCAAAGACGAUCGGCUGGGACAACACGUGCCAACUCUACACCCAACGUCUGAGGAGCUGACCAUAGCUGGGAUGACUUUUACAACGUUUGACCUUGGUGGUCAUACACAAGCACGACGGAUCUGGAAGAACUAUCUCCCUGCGAUUAACGGAAUAGUCUACAUGGUGGAUUGUGCAGACCAUGAGCGACUAGCAGAGGCAAAAGUCGAACUGGAUGCCUUGCUGACGGAUGAAACCAUCUCAAACGUCCCAGUCCUCAUCCUGGGGAAUAAGAUAGACCGGCCUGAGGCCAUCAGCGAGGAUGGGCUCAGAGGGAUGUUUGGCCUUCAUGGACAGACCACUGGAAAGGGCAAAGUGUCACUUAAGGAGCUGAAUUUGAGGCCAAUGGAGGUUUUCAUGUGUAGUGUGCUAAAGAGACAAGGAUAUGGAGACGGCUUCCGCUGGCUUUCCCAGUACAUUGACUGAUCCUGUUCUUUUACCGACGCCAUUUACAACGCUACUUGAACAUGGAUAGACAUGUUCCUCAAAAAGAAACCACCCGCCACAGAUAUUCGUCAACUAUACCACAUUUAGGACUUUGUGCCAGCAGGAAAUGAGUGCUUCGUGUUCAACUGAUUUUUAUUCUUCAUGGAGUUCAAAGAAAUCUAUAUUGUAUCAAUCAUAGCACAGCGAGUCCAAGAUUAAGUAAUGAAUUAUCCGUCUGUAUUGUUGAGAUUACGUAUGGAGGACAAUCUUCACUGUGUGGUUUCCUCCUCAAGUUAAAGCCUUAAAGAAUUCUGUCUGCCUAUAGAACAUGUCAUCGCUGUGAACCAGUUUCUGACCCGGGUUUAUUUUUAGCUGCUGGUGUAGACUUACAGUGAAGGUCAAUUUGGUCAACAUUUAGUGUUUGAGAGUGAAUAUUAUAAUUAUUUUAUGUAUGCCCUACUUCUUUCAAAGUAGUGGAAAUAUUGAAAAAAUAUAUAUUUUUCACACAUUAGGUGUUCUAGACAGUACUGAAGAGAUUCUGUGCCAUAUUUAAGAAAGGUGUUAUUACAGUAGGCUGCUACCUCCAAGACACUAUCAGUUCUACUGAUUUCAUGUUGUUUCAAUUGUUGGGAAGGGUUUACAACUGCAGGGCAAGUAUAUGAAUGUGACCACAAGUGCAUUAGCGGAUAUGUUUGCUGUGAAGCGCUUUAUUUAAUAGUACAGGACUGUAAUUAAUAUUUAGUAUAUGGUAACUGCAUAGGCACAGCCAGGUUAUCUGACACUACUGGUUUUCAGGGUAGUGUAUUGCUGUAAAACAACUUGAGUACUUUGUGAUUAAUGGCUGCUCAAACAAGCAGUGAUAUUAGGAGAGUACUUGGGUGUUGCUUACAAAUAGGACACACAAAAGAUAUGCAUACAAUUACUUCUUAGAGCAAUAUCAUACAAUUUGUAUAUAAGCUCUUUAUCUUUUACAAUACAAAUUUGGCCCGCUUUAUGGUACAUGAAGCUUUGUGCUCUGACGCAAUGUAUCUGUCACAAAGGGUAUUGUUAUUGUUAUUAAGUGUGUAAAGUUAGAGCCUAAUACAUAUUUUUGACAAUCCUAUA